This is a messenger RNA of Coccomyxa subellipsoidea C-169, 465 nucleotides long. RefSeq lists its product as hypothetical. The record is from RefSeq and is a predicted model, not a curated record. Bases 158 to 358 code for a protein of 66 amino acids. NCBI's taxonomy places the organism in Eukaryota, Viridiplantae, Chlorophyta, Trebouxiophyceae, Coccomyxaceae. The transcript has a single exon.
GAUGGGGGAGGUGAUUUAACACCGCGGUGAAGGAUGUGUCAGGCAGCGGCGUGCCCUCACACCCUAUUCACAAGAGUAUUCACUUGGAUGGUAUGUGCAUGUGGUGUGAAUUUAAUGAGUGGUAAUUUGAAGACACGAGGUAAUUAGAAGCAGAGGAAUGAUUGCAAAGAGACUUGGAAAUGGUGGGCUCGUAGCAAAUACUAUUACAGAGCACAAGAAUCCAUUUCUUACUCUGGACCUGUACUCCAGAGAAGCAACAGCAGCAGAGGGAUUGUAUCCCUUGCUUGUGGGAAUGUAUCCCUUGCUUGUGGAAGCUGCAAUGCAGCUAGGCUGCCAGGCUGUUGUAGCUGUAUGCUGACGGCUGAUCUCAGUCAGUCUUUUACAUCUUUUCCAGCCGCUAGGGCUGAUCAGACGUCUGAUCUGCUGAAGCAAGACGUGCAAGGCAGGUAUGUUGAUGUCAACUCU